UUUAUAUUUUACAAACCAUUGUGUUUGUGUUUGUGUUUGUGUUUGUGUUUGUGUUUGUGCUGAGAAAAAAAAAAUGAGUCUCUCUUUUCACUUUCUCAGCAACUUCCUUUAACCGUGAGGUCACGACGGAAAACUCAAAAAGCACCUAUACUCUCCUAAGAAUCCCUUUGAUUCCCACUUCCAAUUCGCCUAAAGAUUUUCCCUUUCUCUCCUUUUCUCUCUCUUUGCCUCUCUGGGUCUUGUCAAAGCUCGCUUAGCCGUCAUGGGUGCCGUCGUCGAGUGCUACCCGUCGCCGCGUACGGCGGUGCUGUCCCUCAACACUUUGCCGUUAGGCUUCCGUUUCCGUCCCACCGACGAGGAGCUUAUUGAUUACUACCUCCGCUCCAAGAUCAACGGGAAUGGGGACGACGUUUGGGUUAUACGUGAAGUUGAUGUCUGCAAAUGGGAGCCUUGGGAUUUGCCUGAUAUGUCAGUGGUACGGAACAAGGAUCCAGAGUGGUUCUUCUUCUGUCCGCAGGACCGGAAGUAUCCGAAUGGACACAGGUUGAACCGAGCUACGAAUAAUGGGUAUUGGAAGGCUACGGGGAAGGAUCGAAGGAUUAAGUCUGGCUCCAUGUUGAUUGGGAUGAAGAAGACUCUGGUUUUCUAUACUGGUCGUGCUCCCAAGGGGAAGAGGACCAAUUGGGUUAUGCACGAGUACAGGCCUACCCUGAAGGAGCUUGAUGGAACCAAUCCUGGACAGAAUCCAUAUGUCCUUUGUCGAUUAUUUAAGAAACAAGAUGAGAGUAUUGAAUGUUCAAACGGUGAUGAUGUGGAACGGAAUACUUCAACUCCUACAACUGCCAAUUACUCUCCAGACGAAAUACCAUCCGAUUCAGCUCUGGUUCCAGCAUCUUCCUCACAGGUUACUGAAGAUGAUAAGCCUCCAGCAGUUAUCACUGAGAACUCUGAGGAAGCGAUAUCCAACAUUAUAUCUCCGGGUGAUUGCCAUAGUGAUGGAUGUGAUGCUCCCCGUGCACUAAAACACAUUGUAGAACCAGCUGCUGAGGAGGAUCUGCCAUUUGAUGUGAACAUAUUUUUUAACACAACUGAGCCAUUGGAUGACAAAUUAUUCUCUCCUGUCCAUGCGCACUUCCCACAAGAAAUUUAUUAUCAAACUAACAAUCAACCCGAACUUCAGUAUGGUACAAAUGAGACAAAUUUUUCAAACAUUUUUGAAUCGAUUAAUUGGGAUGCGUUCUCCUAUGAUACUAGCAGUCUAGAUGUGAGCUCAUCCUUGCUUAACAUUAAGGACAAUGGAUCAGGCAGUGACUCAGAUGUCGAAAUGGCCAAUAUAACGCAUCUGCAAGGGUUUGAUUAUCCUAAGGCGGCAGUUGAGCCAAACAGCAAUGUAGGAUUGUUUCAGAACAAUAACCAGAUGGCUUUCUCAAAUGAUGAUAGUAUGGGCCAAGUGCACAAUGUGGUCAACAAUUAUGAGCAACCAAGAAACUUUGAUACAUUUGUUAAUGGUGAUACUGGAAUCAGAAUAAGGGCUCGUCAAGGACGAAAUGAGCCAAACAUGAACAAGGUGGCACAAUUGCAAGGUAUCGCACCUAGGAGAAUACGAUUGGGUGUCGUUAGGCGCCCACCUGGUUCCCUGACGAAAGAUGAGAAUUGUGCUUGUGCCCCAGAAGACCAGAAUUCAAAAUCCAUCAUUUCUGGGGAGAGGAAGGCUUCUGAAAACCUUGCAGCUGAUGAGAGUUCCACCGUUACUAAUGAUGUGGAUGAACCAGAGAAAGCAUCAGCUGAGUCAGCUGACAUAAGAAAGACAAAUCAGCAACAUUUUGCAACUGUAAAAUCCAUCUCGGGAGUGAAAAACAGCCGCUACACAUCAAAGGUUUCCUUUAACCGUGCCAUGUGGUCUUAUGUUCUUGCAGUUUCCGCCAUUGUACUGGUCUCAGUAAUACUCCUUGUUCAGAUAUGGGGAUAUGUCAGAUCUUAAACUACUUACAAGUAGUGGAUGAUUACUUUUGUGCGGAAUUUGCCUCCGUUGCUUUUUUGGCCAGUUAAGGAGGCGUGUAGGAACGAAUGACUUCUUAGAGACAUGUUGAUAAGAAUGUAUCAUAUAUGUAUGUGCAUAUAUUAUGUAGUAGUCCUUGCAGAAAACAGGAUAUGGUAACAUAGCCCCGUCUAGUGUGAUAGAGACGUGUUGCAGUUAGAUUCAGAGUUUGAUCAGUUCCAUUUUUGUUUUUGGGGUGUAGGGUAGUUUUCCUUGGGGGGGUCAUAACACGCUGUUACCAUGGGACAUUGAUUUUCACUUUACCACUAGUGCUUCGUUCCCAAUUCCCAUGUGGUUUUGUUGUAUCUCUUUUCGGCUAUGUUAACCAAGGAGGACCAUUUUCUGUAG
Messenger RNA from Cajanus cajan (pigeon pea), 2386 nucleotides. Its product is annotated as NAC domain-containing protein 62. The record is from RefSeq and is a predicted model, not a curated record. NCBI's taxonomy places the organism in Eukaryota, Viridiplantae, Streptophyta, Magnoliopsida, Fabales, Fabaceae. Gene Ontology annotation, biological process: regulation of DNA-templated transcription. Gene Ontology annotation, molecular function: DNA binding.